Molecule: messenger RNA, 2599 nt
Organism: Sciurus carolinensis (gray squirrel)
Lineage: Eukaryota; Metazoa; Chordata; Mammalia; Rodentia; Sciuridae
Gene: Ccdc175
Product: coiled-coil domain containing 175
Exons: 21
Coding region: 1-2400 (799 amino acids)
Molecular function (GO): guanyl-nucleotide exchange factor activity
Source: RefSeq, a predicted model, not a curated record
AUGUCUUUGAACUCCUGGAUCCCAGAGCUGUGUUCCGGCGACAAGAUGGUGCAGAAGGUCGCCGUCUCUACCGGCCCCUCCCUGGAGUUAUUCACCUUCCCCUCCACGCUGGGCUCCUCGGUCGCUACCGCAGCGCUAGAGCAGCUCCUUGUUGUGGAAAAAUCUCUGCAAAGUGACUAUUUUAAAUGCAAUGAAGAAGUUAGGAUCUUUCUUAAGGACAUCGCUAUAGCUGUUAAAAAAUUGGAAGGAAUGAGAAAGUCCACAAUUGACCUUCUAGAAAUGGAAAGCAUGGAACUCAGCAGACUGUACUUCCUGCUGGAGAUGCUGCCAGAAAGCAUGAGCAGGGAGUUAGAAGAAUGUGUCACAGGUGCUCGCAAAUUAAAUCUCGCUGAGAUCCAUCGAAUGCGCAUGAAAAUUCUAAGGACAGAUAAUGAAAUAGAGUUUCUAAAGAAGAGAAUAGUUGAUCUGACAGAAAUUAAUAAAGCUCUGGGUGAAAAGCAAGAAGAACUGUCAAAGCAGCAUACAGCGAUUGUCCUGUUGCUCAACCAAAUGAUGGAACAAAAAGCCACAACCAUUGUUGACAUAAAUGAGACCUAUACCAAAAUCAACACGGAGAGAGAAGAAAUAGAAUUGCAUAAAAUAUAUCUGAAAGAGACAGAGGAGUUGAUGUUAAAACAGAAAGAAGACUAUUUGACAAGAAAACAGCAAUUGACUGCACAAAUAAAUGAACUUAAAAAGAUCUGUGAUCUUAAGAAAAUAGAGACUUAUAAAAAGAAGAAAGAAUUGGAUAAAAUACUAAAGGAAGUGACAAAAAUUAAAGAUGCAGUUAUUACCACCUCAGCGGCUCUUAGUGAUCACAAUUUAGAGAUAGCACAACUACGUGGCUCAAUAAAUCAUUGGGAAAAAGAGUUGGAAAACGUAAAGAAAUUAUGUAAGAUUCUGGAGAAUAAAAUACGGUUCUUCACAGAUCACCAGAACAAACUGGAUGAAGAAUCCAUUAUUGAAAAAAAUGAUUACCUGACUAAGAUAAAAGAGCUGGCUGAAAAACUGCACCAAUUUCGUAUAGAGAACAAAGAGCUACGAGAGAAACUGCAUACUCUUAUCAGACAAUAUAAGAUUGUCUCCAGUGAGGAGCAGAAAGUUUAUUUGCAGAGACAGAUCGUCUAUGGGGAAUACCGUAAACAAAUGGCAUUCAUUACUAAGAAAGAAAACUUCCUGACACAAAGAAAAGUAGAUAUCAAACAUAUGGACGAAGGACUUCAUACUCUUAAAAGACUUUAUAAUGCAGCAAAGGAAGCUUAUCGAAAACAAAUAAAAAUCUUGAGUGAUAACCUGGAAAAAGAAACUCAGAGAUGUGUUGUAACUCAGUGGAAAAUAUUAUGUUUGAGAAAAAAGCAUGAACAUUGGGUAGCAAAGAUAAAGGAGGAAAUGCACGAAAUUAUAGAAAAAAUUGAACAUUCAGAAAAGAAACGUACAGAUUUGCUUGAAGAGACCCUUGUUAGAAAAAAGGAAAUCGAAGAAUUUGUGGCACAGGCUGAAAAAAUUACAAUAGAAUUACAAGAAGAGGAGGAGGAAUUUACUGUAAAAGAAAAGAAGUUAAUUCUGGAGUUAAACAAGUAUGAGAAAUUAUAUGUUCAGGAAAUACAAAUUAAGAAAGAGACUGAAGAAGAACUAAUUGAAUGUAUUCCACAACUUCAGGAAGCAGAAGAAGAGUAUGAAAUCAAAUAUAAAAAGUUAGAAGAUCUCUAUAAUAUUUUUACAGCACGAAAACAUGAGGAGAAGUUAAUAUGCACUAGCAUUACUCAGUUGACAAGAGAAUUUUCAAGAUACUUAGAAAAUACGGAGAAAAUGAAGCAGGAAUUACAAGAAUUACGAGAUCGUGAAAGUAAGAAAGUCAGAGAUCAUUUUGAAAUUCUAAAGAAUUUAGAAUAUGAAAUCUUUGUAAAUGAUCAAAAAGCAAACCUUUUACUCCUGGAAAAUGAAAGAUUAAAAAAAUAUAUUUCAUAUAUGAAGAACAAUAUAGAGAAAUACAGAAAAGGCCAAGAAGAGCUUACAUACAACUUAAGUAACGUAUCUUGGGAACUGAUAACUCAGCACACACGUUAUGUAGAUUUGUGGACAGAAUUUCAGGCUACAGUUAAGGACUUGGUGAACAACGGUGAAGAGAUCUUGCGUGAAAUCCAAAAUCUAAUGAACAAACUGCAAGAAAGAGAUAAAAAAAUUGAAACCCUCAAUAGUUGGAUAGAAGGGAAUAUUGAAGAACUGCGUUCUCUUAUGAACCAAGAAUCACCAACAGACCUUCUUAAAAAGAAGAAACAGAAGCAUACGAAAAGAGUUCAUUCCCAAGCCUCUAAAUGUACUAGGGAAAAGGCAUUAACAAAGAGUAACUCAUCAAAAUAACUGAAGGACACAAUUGCUGUAAAUUUGAAAGGCAAAAACAAAACCACAGAAGAACAAUAAUCUGAACAUGUCUUCAACCAAAUUAUAAACAGAAACCCUGUUUUAUAAAUUACACUCUAUUUUUGUAUUAUCAAAAUACUGUAUUGGUGAAAAUAAAUAGAUAACAAAAAAACAAUACUUUAUUUCCACAUUUGCUAUC